CGUGCGUGCAUGACCGAUUUCAGUCUGUUCAGAAGUGACGACGUGGAUAGCUGGCUAGAUGUGACUGAGCCAGGGAAAACAUUGGAUGGAUACCGCUCACAGACGACUGGUAACGUUGCAAAGAAAGACACAGAAUUGGAUGAAGAACUGAGAAGAAAAGUUGAAUCCAAACUUAAGUGGUGGAGGCCUGAUCUGACUCUGCCUCUAACCCCUCCCACUGCCAGAUUUGUGAGCCUUUGUUUGCAUCCUGCCUGAGAGCCAGAAGACAAGGAGGAACAUUUCUACACUAGAAGUCAAAGUCUCCAUUUAGGGAACUAGUUCAAACUGAAUAUCUGGAAAAUACACUUUUUUUUUACUUGAAGAGCUAUACACUGGGACACUUAAUCAUCUGUGACCUACUUACUGUACCUUUUGGAAUUGUGGAGUACAACAUGGCCAAGAGAAACAGCCAGAAGGAUACCUCUGGUAUGGUGUUCGACACUAACUUGAAAAUGGUUAUGUCCCAGGGAGGGACAUUUGACAGAAUGAAGGAGAAGAUUAGCGCUGUCAGGGCUGUUGUUCCCAACAAAAGCAACAAUGAAAUAGUUUUGGUGUUGCAGCACUUUGAGAACUGCGUUGAUAAGGCCGUCCAGGCUUUCUUAGAAGGUAGUGCCAUUGAAAUCUUGAAGGAAUGGAAUGUAACCGGUAAAAAGAAGCCCAAGAAGAAAAAGAAGCCAAAGCCCCAGCCAGAGCCUUCGGCAGAGGAGCCUGCCCCAGCCGAGACCACGCAGCCCUUGGAGUCUGACAGUAAGGAAGCAGUGAAUGGUUUCCAUGCCAAUGGCUCUGCGUUGGAUGGAGACUCAAUAGACUCUCUGAGUGAGCAGUUGGAUUCUGCCUCACUGGAUGCAGCUGAACUAGAUUCUGAGCCUGUUACUUCAGACAUCACAGGUGCAGAACCAGACACGUUUUGUAGUGGCCCAAGCACCACCCCUCAUCAUGCUCUGGGUGGAAGGAAUCACCAGCCUCCCAGGGGCAACAAGUUCCGUCCAAGAACCAACUCCCAGCAAUCAUCCACUUCCUCUGUGCUCACAACUGAUGAGAGCCAACAGGGAUCGUCUGGGGCCAAGAAGAUUGCACCCAACAUUGACCGUUCGGUGAAGGACCUGCAGAGAUGUACUGUGUCGCUUACUCGCUAUAGAGUGGUGGUCAAAGAUGAGAUGGAUUCCUCUAUCAAGACCAUGAAGCAGACCUUUGCUGAGCUCCAGAGCUGCUUAAUGGACAGAGAGGUUACUCUGUUGACAGAGAUGGAUAAAGUCAAAGCAGAGGCUAUGGCCAUUUUGGAUGGCCGUCAAAAGAGAGCAGAAGAGCUCCGCAGGCUAACUGACAAAUCAGGAUCCAUGUCUGAGGACCAACUGAGUGAGCUGCGUGCUGACAUUAAGCACUUUGUGAGUGAACGUAAAUACGAUGAAGACCUGGGAAAAGCUGUGAAGUUCACUUUCGAUCUGGAACCUCUUAAGACCAGCAUUACAGGAUUUGGAUCAGUGUACCACCCUCAGACGGGCUACUCAAGCCGCUCCCGCUGUAGCUCCACCUCGUCCUCCGUCACUGGCCUGGGAUCCCUAGAAAACCCUCCCCCUCAGCACCAGGGCUCCGGCUAUGAAGGACGUCAGCCCAACAAAACGACUUUCCAAGGCAACAGGCGGUACACGGCAGGCCCAGGGUACCAUUCUGGCGGGCAGAGGUUUAACGGCAGCUCCUAUCGGGACAGGAACCCUAAUCGCGGUGGCUACCGCUCCCAAGGUUACCAAGGCCCCCAGGGUAACCAGGCUCAAGCCGAUGGGCCUGGCCAUCCUACCACUGCUCCCAUGCAGUCCUCCAGCUUCACCUCCACUCCAUCCUCCUCUUACCGUCAAGACCACCCUUCUCAUAACGGUCUGCCCCAAAGGCCUCCGCGGACACACUGCCCUUGACACCGGACGUCCCUGGCUUAAUACCCCCUACUAAUCCUGGCUCCCCACCCUCGACACCUUAUACCCUUUCCCCAUCACUAACUCCUUUCGAUGAAGAAUAGAAUACAAGUUUACAUAUUUUUGUCAAAUGAGCUGUAGUGCCACCCAUAGGCAAAUCUGUUCAUCCUCCAAACUUGAAAAUUUAGCUACCCAUAUUCUACCAUUUUCUCUAUCCUUUGGAAUUAGUUGUCAACACCUUUAUGUUCAUGCCUGUUGAUCUAGCAGCUAGGAGGUCCCCAUGUGUGAGUCUGAUUUGUUUGCUACUUCAGAGGCCAGUGUUAUCUGAUGAGUUCUGUGUGGAGGCUGAUAUGAUUUAAAUGCAUUUUGUGUACUGCUUAAGGGCAUCCAUGUUUAAAAUUCUUAAGCUGUAGUCUUAUUUCAUAGCCUUUCUCUGCUAAGAUUUUAUAGUUUUUGUUCUCAAGCAACCAUUUCAUUUUAUUUUGCUUUUCAUUUUAUUUUGCUAGUUCCAUACGUUAGACAAUACAUGGCAAGCUUACAGGUGCCAUUAGUAUGUAUAGGAGGCUGUCAUCUGUGGCAUACAAUCAACACUACGUCAUUUUAUUUGUAUCUAAUUCAUUUAAAGCUUUUCAUAUACUGGUUGUUCCUGUAAAUAAUAUGUAAUCAUUGAAAUGGACAAAGAAUACAUUGUUAAUCCGAACUAGCAGGUGAAACAGAAGGCUAAUCAUUUAGGAUGUUGCCUGAUUUGCAUUUGUUUAUUACCUUCCUCACAUGUAAAUUGAGAAUGGUUUAGUGGAUAGUUGUCCUGUCCUUCUCUCUUGUGUAAUCCGCGGAGAGGGCUUGUUUUCUUUAUUAGAUACAUAUUUAUUAUGUGUGACUCCACUUCUCAAAUCUCAGGUAUGAGAAAGGAACCUACACUCCCCUACAACUGUAGUCUGGAUUUGGACAUCUGUUAGUGCAUCUAAUAAGGUGUUAUUUGGUCUAUGUUUGUUCUUUCAUAAUGUUCAGUGUAUUUCAGACGGGACCAUAAACCACACACACUUGUCAUGCUUGCCUUGUAUCACAGUGCAACCUUUGCCUUUCAAGAAAUGCAGAGAUCAUGUCUGCAUCACAAAAACUUAAGUGCACGCUUGUGAUCUUGUACAUUACUGGAAAGUGAGCUUUAGGAAUUGGUUGCCCUUUUUUUGAUACAUCCAUUUUCCACAUCCUAGAGAUGAGAAAAAUCGGAUCAAAUUUGUAAAUGCUGAUCCGGUCUUUUUGGAAUUUGUUUCACGGCUGCUGAGUUAGGACACAUUUAAAUGUCAAUGCAAGGAUUCAAGAGUCUUUAAAGUAUACAAAAAUUGAACAAAAUCUGGAUAAAUACCUCAUUGUUGCCCAUUUUCACUGCCUGGUGGCAUAAUAUAGUUUCCAGGGCACUGCUUUUCAGAGAUCUGGUAAUGAUCUUGUCAUGGGGCUUGGUAUGGUUUGACAUUUCCCAAAAGCAAAGUUGUCUUUUCAAGCUGCAACAUGUGUUGUAGGUCAUACAAACUAGCUGUUUUCUCUGAGUACCAAAGGGUCAUACCCGAUGGGUAAAAUAAUUGAGAAACUAACCUCCAAUGUUGCUGAUAGGAAGUUAUCCAUAUGAAUACCUAUGUUGGUGUUGAAGAUAUGUUAGAAAUUUUUGUACAGACGUCUUUGCUAACACUCUCAAUGUGCCCUUAUUGCUGUGUAACUAGCAGUAAUAACUGUAUUAACAAAUGGCGUAGUAUUCACUAUAAAAUGAUAUUGUAGAAUAAUCUGUCAUUACACAAUCCAUUUGUGUAAUGUGAAUAAAUAAUAUCUUGCAUAAUUAUUAAUCUCUUGUUCCACUCUGUAACUGUUUGGUAAUUGCAUAUUUGAAAGUCAGCUGUUUAUUACCAUGUUAACGCCAAAAUGUGGCGUUGUUACACAGGAUCUACUAUCAACUCCAUGGUAAUACCAGUGUUGACACCAUCUUGAUUUAAUGAUUUAAAGCCAAGGACCUAGUCGUUCAAAUUCCUAUGUGACCACGUUUUUUCAUUUCACUUUAAUAUAUGGGCCAACUAGUUCAGAUAUACUGUGCCCCUUCACAAUUGUUGUUAAACGGUCCUAUUUAUAUCAGUAUGGUUUUAACACUGCUAUUACCUGUGCAGUUGAAGGUUGCAGCCCCAUGUAUUUAACAAGGUCAAAUUCGGUAUAUGAUAUAAAAAUGGUAAUUAACAGGUGACUUAUUUAGAAUGUGUUGUUACAAAUAUACAUAGUGGAACAAAAGCAAGUAAUUGUGUCUGAAGUGACACAUUCCUUGUUCAAAUUGAGUAAUAACUAAUUCCAUAUCACCACUUUGUUAAUAGUUAUUACUGUUAUUCACAUAGUAUUUAGGGCAAUUUAAGUGUUACCAAGUCUUCUUUUCAUAGGAGUAUUUGGUCUGAGGAAAACCGUGAUUUUGUUAUUGCACGUCUACUUAGGCUAUGUACUUCCGGUUUGCUUGUCCAAUGGUUUACAAAGUCUUACAGUAAGGACCGAUCAGUUAAUAUGCAUCAGUAACUGUGCUUGAGCAGUUAAGGCUUCGCAGACAAUCUUCCUGCUAGCCGAUUUAUCCUAAUAUCUUACUCAAUUGCAGAGAUACAUGGGAUACAUAGCAUUGUAUCUCCACAACACAUUGCUAGUUAUUAACUUUCGGUAACUUCAAGCAUGUACAGUAGUGUUUCUUACAGUUGUCUAAUAGCUAGUCAUUCUGCAUAGGGAAUGAGUUAUGCCUGUCUCAGUCUCUUUUACCAAAUGUAAGUAUCUCACUUUCACAGCUUUUUCUACAUUCCAAACUAUCUGGAUAGGUUUAUCGCCAAAGAUCAUUUCUUUCCCAGUUCAAUCUGCUGCCUUUCUCCUUCCUCUACCUAUAAAAAAAAGUACUCUUGUGAUUGUUUUCUGACGUGAGAAUCUAUUUUAGAUUAACCUUUUUUCUCUUUUUUCAUUAAUCUUUAUUGUAUAUGUAACUAAAGAACGUGUGCUCACGUGGGACAUUUUUUAUGUUCAACUGUUGAGUAUACGGUUUAUCUCUGGAGGUGUUUUCCUAUAUGUAGAGCUAUAGUUAAAUCACUUAGACUAUCGUUUUCAUUUGGUCAAGUUGGUUUAACAUUUCCAAAUGUAAAACUAACUAAAAUGGGUAAACAAAAACGUGUUCCCGCUAGUCAUUUGUUUAUUGGAGAAACACGCUCACGUUCAACACAUCUACGAUUAUCAAGAAACAUACCUUGUUACCCAUACUUCAUAUUAUUGUCGCUUUGGUCUUCCAACAACAUGCAGAAGGACGUUAGCUGUGCUUACAGAUGUGAAUAGGCUGUAUAAUGUAGGCUAUAUACCCGGUAGCCCCAAUCUACUUCACAUGCUCCCAUAAAUGCUAUGCUACUCAGAAUGUUGCAAAGAUAUCAUGUUGGGCAUGGUAGCCAUGUCAAAUGUUUGCAGUAAAAAAAAAAAAAAUUAUACCGCGCGACUAUUUUUUUUUUCUGUGUUAGGUCUGUGGCUGUUCUUAGCCGCUUAGAAGCGCACCACCGCACGAAUGGAAUCUGACUAAUAACACCCUGUUUGAGGGAGACGGUACGACAUUUAGUGUGCCUAAUUGAACGAAACAAACUGCACCAAAUCAAUUUGUUGUGAAUUCCCCCAACAAUCUACUUUAUCCAAUUCUUCCUGUCUGAACUUAUGUGCUUGUUCUUUUGAAAAUGUUUAAAGACAACUGUAAACUGAA
Molecule: messenger RNA, 5685 nt
Organism: Esox lucius (northern pike)
Lineage: Eukaryota; Metazoa; Chordata; Actinopteri; Esociformes; Esocidae
Gene: spats2
Product: spermatogenesis associated serine rich 2
Exons: 13
Coding region: 432-1949 (505 amino acids)
Cellular component (GO): cytoplasm
Molecular function (GO): protein binding
Source: RefSeq, a predicted model, not a curated record